AUGCUCUGCCCCCUGUGCAGGCCUGGCAACCUCUCUCCGCCGGUGCCGCCGCCAUGGGGCGGGCACGUCGCGCAGCAUCUUCCUCGCACGUGCCAGCAGCCAUCCAUAAAAGCACUGGCCGCACCAGAAGACGGCCCCAGAACGGCCCAUCAGAGAGCGGAUGGGCCGCCCGCUCGCGGCGCGGCGCGCCGGAGGGAGCGAACGGUCAGGUCAAUCCUCCUGCAAGAUCGAGGCUUGGGACAGUCUCGGCUUUUGGGGGCCCCUGGGGGCCUCCAGGGGCACGGAGCAGGGAGGAUCGCGGAUGCGUGGAUCGAUUCGGCCAGAACGCCAGCGUGGAGCGAGCUGGAGCAUUGUUUUCUGCAGCAGGAGUUGGCCUGCUGA
This is a messenger RNA of Prorocentrum cordatum, 381 nucleotides long. The record is from the annotation of a GenBank genome assembly. NCBI's taxonomy places the organism in Eukaryota, Dinophyceae, Prorocentrales, Prorocentraceae.